GAUAAAUCUAGGGCAAGAGAGAAUAAGGGGACUGUUGGCAGCUCAGCCCAAGUAAACAACUCUGGAUGGAAGGCAGGGCCAAUUCGCCUCUGGAGAUAAGGGUUGGGACUGAGGGGAGGGAGGAGUCAAGAAUCAGUCUGAGGCCACAGCUAGUGGGAGAGCUCAGCACCGCCCCUGGGAGGGCUGCCUCUGGCCAGGGUCUUGGGGCAGUCUGGGCUGAAACGGGGAAACCCGAACAAGCAACCUGUUUCUUUGGGAAGCCAGAGCUCCCAGGAGAGGCAGCCAGUGUGCCAAGGGCUCGAUCCAAGAGAAGGAGAACAAAAACUGUUAAUAGGCCAAGCGGGCCACCUGUCCAGGCUGGGGAGAAGCAAGACUCUAUAUGAAGCAAGACAGAGAUCCUGAGAAACCACCAAACCUGUGCUAAACUGGGCUCUAAAACAAGUCUCUGACCUGAUUGUGGUCAGACCUCCUGGGAGAACGCAGAGGACCCUAGAGUGGUCAGGUCGAGAUCCUCGUGUGACAAGUCUCCAAAGCGCAAAAGCCGUUCACAGGUCCCAGAGCCGACCUUUCAACUAGAGAAGCUAUGCUCCAAACAAACCACGCAGAACGAAAACCAAAAUCCAGCCCUACAGGGUAACCCCUCUCCAGUGGCACUUCUGGGCUGACCCCGGCCCCGGCCCCGCCCCCGCCGCCGCGGCCCCGCCCCCGCCGCUCCCGAGGAGCCUGGGUUCCCAGGGCCCGGACCACCCGCGCGGCUUGGAGGGAUCUGGCCGGGGGCCACCCAAGCUCAACCGAGAGUGCACAGGUGCCGCACGGCAGCGACCGGCCGGGGAACCGUAAGGACAUCCAGGUUCCCUGUCCCCCCACCCCUCGGUUACGGAAAGCUUGCUUUCUCUAGGUGACCAUCCCUGUCAACCAGACUUGGCGCUCCCAGGCCACACGUCUCCCGUCAGAAAGCAGACAAAAGAUCUGGGUUGGACGGCAGGCAAGUACCUGCUGUGUGCCAGGCACGAGUGCCCCCGCCUCAUCCCAGGGGGCAGUCAUGUGCAUUGAACAGCGAAGAAACUGAGUUUCACCCCACUUUGCUCGCGCCCGGUUUCUCACCGUUUGUUUUUUUUUUUUUUUCUAGUACGUGAAACACACACUCCAAUCGAAAUCCCUGAAAAGCCUCGAUUUCCACAAAAGUUAGGGAUGGGAGAAGGGGGGUCCAUCGCGCAGCGCCAGGGUGGUUUCCGGGGACUUCCUGGGAAGCUCGGCUCUAAGCACGGGUGGAAGCUGCCUCUUGGGGGAGGCCAAGGGUUCGAAACCCGCCAGGCGGAGGGCACCUGUCCCCGCCCACGGGGAGCCCCGGAGGCCGGGCGCCUUCCCCCCGCCGAGGCCAGCGCGAUGCCGGGAGGCGGGGGGUCCCGCACCGCUGGGGCGCGGCUCCGGCGACUGCGGGUUCCGAGUCCUCCCGGCCGCAGACCCGGGACAGGAAGCUCCCGGACGGACGGGCGGACAGACAGACCCAGCCUGCCCUCGACUCCCUCCCCGGCCGGGCGGGGAGCCAACACUCACUCCGCCGGGCGCCGCGGAGCGGAAGGCGCGGCGGCGCAGACUCACCCGGGCGGCUGCGGGGCCAGCUCGGUCACGGUCGCACUACCGGGGACCGGGGGCCCACGACCCCGUCCCCUCGGGCUGCCUCUUCCGGGGCGCUGUGAUCCCAGGGCUCGGGGAGUCCCGACCCAGCAAGGCGGUGGCGGAGAGGGCGCACCGCCCGCGCCGGGACCGGGAUGGGGACGCAGGAAGCGCAGCCUCGAGGCGCCGGCGUGCAGGAGGGAGGGACGGCGAGAGGCCGAGGGCGGCGCCGGCCCCGAGCGGCCUCGGGCCUGGAGAGGCGCCGCCCACCGGUCGACCCUCCCGCCCUGCCCUCCGCACCACCCCCGGGCCGGCGGCACCCACGUCCUCGGGUGGGCUGGGGGAGUGCCGGGCGGGGACGCUAGGCCAAGUCCUCCCCCGCCCCCUGCCGCUAGGAGUUGGCGAAGCAGGGAUGGGGGGAGGGAGCAGGGUCCAGACAACCCCAACCCCGGGCCGCGGAAUGGGACGGCGUGUUCGGGGCGCCGGGGCCCGCCCGCACCGCCCUGGGCCGGUGGUUUGCGAGGUGACUGA
Molecule: messenger RNA, 2148 nt
Organism: Acinonyx jubatus (cheetah)
Lineage: Eukaryota; Metazoa; Chordata; Mammalia; Carnivora; Felidae
Product: collagen alpha-1(II) chain-like
Exons: 3
Coding region: 1192-2148 (318 amino acids)
Source: RefSeq, a predicted model, not a curated record